This is a messenger RNA of Theobroma cacao (cacao), 1218 nucleotides long. NCBI's taxonomy places the organism in Eukaryota, Viridiplantae, Streptophyta, Magnoliopsida, Malvales, Malvaceae. The record is from RefSeq and is a predicted model, not a curated record.
AUGCCUUUACCUGUUACAGAAAACAUUUGGGAAGAUUUAUCCAUGGAUUUUGUGCUUGGAUUACCUGGAACACAAAGAGGCAUGGAUUCUGCUUUUGUUGUUGUUGAUAGGUUUUCUAAGAUGGCACAUUUUAUCCCUUGCAAGAAGACUUCAAAUGCAAGCAAAAUAGCCAAAUUAUUUUUCAAGGAGGUUGUUCGUCUAAAUGGUGUGCCUAAAACCAUCACUUCAGAUCGAGACAGCAAGUUUCUUGGCCAUAUUUGGAGGACUGUGUGGAAGAUGUUUAAUUUAUCCUUGAAUUAUAGUAGCACAGCUCAUUUACAAACUAAUGGUCAAACUGAAUCACAAGUUCUUAUCCUUAUGUUUAAUAGAUUUCAUGGUCCCCUGGAUGACUCGAUAGUUACACCUUCUUUUCAGUCAUUGCGAAUAAUCGAUCUCUCUCAAAAUGAGUUUAGUGGCCUCUUGCCAACAAAUUUCUUCCAAAAUCUACAUGCUAUGAAAUUUACCCGAAAAGGUAAUCUUGCAGACGUACUCACAAGAAUUCGUUAUGAAAGUCCAAUCGAUAAAGACGAUCAAACUUCUGUCAAUGUGAGAUUUAAAAGGUUAGAGAUGAAGCUAGAGCUGGCAAAAACAUUACUCAUUUUCUUUGCCAUAGAUUUUUCAAACAAUCGAUUCUUUGGAAAAAUCCUUGGGGUUAUUGGAGAGCUUUGCUCAUUGCGAUUGCUCAGCCUCUCUCACAGCAUCUUAACCGGUCAUAUCCCAUCAUCGUUGGGGAACUUGGUAGUGCUUGAAUCAUUAGAUCUCUCAUCAAACAAGCUUGCCAACAGAAUUCCUUCCCAAAUGACAAACUUGACAUUUCUUGAAGUGCUAAAUGUUUCGAAAAAUAAUCUUGCGGGACCCAUUCCCCAUGGGAAGCAAUUUGACACUUUUGAUAAUGAUUCCUUUAGUGGCAACAUGGGAUUGUGUGGCUUGCCAUUGUCAAAGCAAUGCGGUAACGAUGAGAGAUCAAAAUCUCCUGCACUAAGGUUUAUGGAAGAUGAAGGUUCUGCAAUAACUUUCAUUUGGAAACUUGGAAUGAUGGGUUACGGAUGUGGAGUGGUGCUAGGCUUGAGCACGGGAUACGUUGUGUUCACAACUGGAAGACCAUGGUGGUUGGUAAGAAUGGUUGAGAGAGAUUGGCAAAAGAAUGUUUCACAGUGGAUUGAAAGAAGAAGAAACUAG